This is a messenger RNA of Carassius gibelio (silver crucian carp), 3637 nucleotides long. RefSeq names its product potassium/sodium hyperpolarization-activated cyclic nucleotide-gated channel 3-like. Gene Ontology annotation, cellular component: membrane. The coding region runs from base 1 to 3450 and encodes 1149 amino acids. Gene Ontology annotation, molecular function: voltage-gated potassium channel activity. NCBI's taxonomy places the organism in Eukaryota, Metazoa, Chordata, Actinopteri, Cypriniformes, Cyprinidae. Gene Ontology annotation, biological process: transmembrane transport; potassium ion transport. The record is from RefSeq and is a predicted model, not a curated record. The transcript has 8 exons.
AUGGACAGGUUGCAUUCAUCCAUGCGUAAAAGGCUCUACAGUUUGCCACAGCACAUCGGACAGAAAGCGUUCAUCAUGGGUGAUGCAGAAGACUCCGACAAGGACACCCGGAGGAAGAGCAUCCGGAUGAAACCCCUGCCGUCGCCGACCUCCGAGGGGGAAACCAGAAGCGGAGAGUCCGUGAUCAUGGAGACGGACAUCGGGAGACCCGUAAAGACCAGCUCCAACGGGGACUGCCGGAGGUUCCGAGGCAGCCUUUCUUCCAUCACCAGUCGACACGUCCACGACUCGGAUGUAGCGGAGGAGAGGCGUCUGAUCACGGAGGGAGAAGCCACUCCGAGCGAGGAGAGCCCUCCCGGAGCCGCGGGCGGCGGGGGAGAGGAUGAGGAUGCCGCCGGUGCGAGCCAGCAGCAGCAACCGGGCGUCCCGGAUCAGCAGGCUGGCUUCAUAAAGCUGGAGGGCAUCGAGCAGAUCCUGCCUGACGACGAGAGGUACUAUCAAGAGGGCUUCAUGCACAGGCAAUUCGGGGCGAUGCUGCAGCCCGGGGUCAAUAAGUUUUCCCUGAGGAUGUUUGGGAGCGAGAAGGCGGUGGAACGGGAGCAAGAACGGGUCAAAUCCGCUGGCUACUGGAUUAUUCACCCCUACAGUGAUUUCAGGUUUUACUGGGAUCUCACCAUGCUACUCCUGAUGGUGGGAAAUCUCAUCAUCAUUCCCGUGGGCAUCACCUUCUUCAAGGACGAGCACACGCCGCCGUGGAUCGUCUUCAACGUGGUCUCCGACACCUUCUUUCUCAUGGACCUGGUGCUAAACUUCCGCACAGGAAUUGUGAAGGAGGACAACGCAGAGAUCAUUCUGGACCCUCAGCAGAUCAAGAUCAAAUAUCUGCGCUCGUGGUUCGUGGUGGACUUCAUCUCCUCAAUCCCCGUGGACUACAUCUUCCUCAUUGUGGAGACACGCAUCGAUUCGGAUUUCUACAAGACGGCGCGCGCUCUGAGGAUUGUCCGCUUCACCAAGAUCCUCAGUCUGCUGCGGCUGCUGCGGCUCUCGCGCCUCAUACGCUACAUUCAUCAAUGGGAGGAGAUAUUUCAUAUGACCUACGACCUGGCCAGCGCAAUGGUGCGAAUCGUCAACUUGAUUGGGAUGAUGCUGUUGCUCUGUCACUGGGACGGAUGCCUGCAGUUCCUGGUGCCCAUGCUGCAGGACUUCCCCCAAGACUGCUGGGUGUCCAAGAACAAGAUGGUGAACGACACGUGGGGUCAGCAGUACUCUUACGCUCUCUUCAAGGCCAUGAGCCACAUGCUGUGUAUUGGAUAUGGCAUGUACCCACCUGUCGGCAUGACAGACGUGUGGCUGACCAUCCUCAGCAUGAUCGUGGGUGCCACCUGCUACGCCAUGUUUGUCGGCCACGCCACGGCUCUGAUCCAGUCGCUGGACUCCUCACGCAGGCAAUAUCAGGAAAAGUACAAGCAGGUGGAGCAGUACAUGUCCUUCCACAAGCUGCCAGCAGACAUGAGACAGCGGAUCCAUGAUUACUAUGAGCACAGAUACCAGGGGAAGAUGUUUGAUGAAGAGAGCAUUCUGGGAGAACUGAAUGAGCCACUAAGAGAGGAGAUCAUAAACUUCAACUGUCGGAAGCUGGUGGCGUCUAUGCCGUUGUUCGCCAACGCAGAUCCGAAUUUUGUGACGUCAAUGCUCACCAAACUUCGCUUUGAGGUCUUCCAACCUGGGGACUACAUCAUACGAGAAGGAACCAUCGGAAAGAAGAUGUACUUUAUCCAGCACGGCGUGGUGAGCGUCCUCACCAAAGGAAACAAGGAGGCCAAGCUGUCGGACGGGUCCUACUUUGGAGAGAUUUGUCUGCUGACACGAGGCAGACGCACCGCCAGCGUCCGGGCCGACACAUACUGCCGUCUGUACUCUCUGUCUGUGGAUAACUUCAAUGAGGUCCUGGAGGAGUAUCCCAUGAUGAGGAGAGCGUUUGAGACCGUCGCUCUGGACCGCCUGGACCGCAUCGGGAAGAAGAACUCUAUUCUCCAGCACAAGGUCCAACAUGACUUGAAUUCAGGGGUUUUGAACUACCAGGAAAGUGAGAUCAUCCAGCAGAUCGUGCAGCAUGAUCGGGACAUGGCUCACUGCGCCAACCUGAUGCAGAGUCCGUCGCCGCCUGCUCCUCCGUCCCCUACUCCCGUCAUCUGGGCUCCCCUGAUCCAAGCGCCUCUACAAGCUGCUGCCGCCACCACAUCAGUUGCUAUUGCACUAACCCACCACCCCCACCUCCCCGCAUCUCUCUUCCGACCUCCGGUGUCCAUUCUGGGAUCGAGAAACGAGCCGCCCAGCCGCCUAAAGAGGUUUCAGACAAUCACACCAAAACCAGGAGGUCCCGAAUCAGCUGGUGACUCUCCAUCCGGUUCCCCAUCAAAGAUUCGUCCGGGAGUCGAUACACCAGUUCUCGCAGCCCUCCGGAUGCAGCACUCAUCAGGAGCAACCGGCAAGCAAGCCGGAAUUUCGUCAUUCCCAUUUGGAAGCUUUUCUUCUUCAUCGGCGUCUCCGACUUCUAGCACCGCACAGCUCCAUUCGCAGCCAAUACAAAAGCAAGCCGUCGCUCCCAACACUUCUCCCCAACUGGGACAUCUCCAACGAGGAUUUCCAACUGGGAUCUUGGCUACGACCUCAUCGAACACUAGCCCUCUUACCACAGGCUUGUUCAGCCAUGCACCCGGUCAAUUGCUGCAUGGCCAACCCCCACCAAAACCAUCUCAAACAAGCUCCCUGCAGCAAUUUGCUUGCGGAGGGGGCAAGACUUCCACUGGGUUGAACCUCUUCCACACUCCCCCACCCGGAUCCCCUGCUUCCAGCCAUUCCCAAGCCCCUGAGAGUUACAUGUCAUCACAGAUGCCUCCUGCUUUAUCCUCUUGCCUUCCUUUGGAAAGGUCAGCACUGGCCUCGCUUGCACAGUAUGGCUCAGCGAACACCUCGCCCUGCUACACCCCUCUAGCCCCGAGUCCGACCAUCCAGAGCCCCGUCACGGGGAGAACUUUCCACUACAGUGACCCUUCCAGCACCGCCGGCUCCCACACCUCCCUUCUCCUCCCGCAGUCCUCCUGCCCUGGCCAGCUCCCGGGUCACCACUCUUCCGGCACAGACUCUCCGCUGGGCCGCUUUUAUGAGGAUUUGAACAUACUGUCAAGCUACCAUCCUGUAGAGGCACCAGGUCAGUCUUCCCCUCGGGAGCCCGGAUACUGCCUCUCGCCGUAUUCGUCCCCGACGCUCACCCCCAAACCCUGUAGCUCGGUAUCAGGGUACAUGGUCAGCCCCGUACAGACUUCACCAGGCUCUCGAGGCCAGGCUUGUUCGAUAGGGACGUCACCUGCACUUUCUCUUCCACGCGCCUCUGACGGCCGCCCGUCUGAACUAGAACUGCUCCGUUCGAAGCUCCCUUCCAAUUUGUGAGACUAAAUCACACCCUCCUAAAUCUGUAUUAGCGAUCUUCCUCUAUGUGGCGUUUUCUUUCAUUAUCUCCGUAUUGGCACUGUGUUUUAAUCAUUUUAAAUAUCAAAAUAUUACUGUGAUUUAAAAAAAAUCGAGUUUAUCGACUUAGAGCUUUAGAUUUCUCUUUCGUUUUGCUUCGUUAACCUCC